Molecule: messenger RNA, 908 nt
Organism: Orcinus orca (killer whale)
Lineage: Eukaryota; Metazoa; Chordata; Mammalia; Artiodactyla; Delphinidae
Product: translation initiation factor IF-2
Exons: 5
Coding region: 1-630 (209 amino acids)
Source: RefSeq, a predicted model, not a curated record
AUGGCUUGCACUGCCGAGGGUCGCAGCGCUAAUGGAAGGAGCUGCCGCCACACGCCCGCAGCCAACUUGCCCGUUCGCCUCGUGCGCGAGAGUGAAGCCCCCGGCACGACCAGCAGCCCGCCCUCGGGUGCGGGGCGCGCGCACCACGAGCCCCCCGCCCGCUCGCUGCCGCGCGGUCCCGCCCCCGGGGCCGACGGCAGCCGCGCCAGGCGCGUGCGCGUGCGCGCGCCGGCACGAGGCCCGAUGCCGGGGUCCGCCUGUCAGUCAGGCAGGUGCGGGCGGCUCGUAGCGUCGCGUUCCCGCCCAGCGGGCCGCCCCGGGACGGAGGUGGGCGAGGAGCGCGUGCGCGGCGGCGGCGGCCGUGGCGGCGGCCCGGGUUCCAACCUCGGGUCGGUCGGUCAGCCAGUCAGUCAGUCAGUCAGGUGCCGGCGGCGGGAGUGCGGCUCCGAAGGGCCUCUGAGCGGACGUGGCGGCGGCGGGACGGGCUGCCCACCAGUUGAGCGCCGAAUGCUGAGGCAGCUGAGGAGGAAGAUUGGAAAAUUAAGGAUGCUCAUACCAAGUGGAAAAAAUCAUUUAUUCCCACUGACCAAGAACUGUAUCCAGAAAGAGAGAGAGGCAUGCCAAAUCUAAUGGAUUCCACUUUUCGCUGUGUAAAUAAGACAGCGUCGUGCCCAGAGUUCCUCUCCUCCAGAGAAAUAUCCGAGAAAUAAUAAGGAAGAUGGUGAAGGAGUAACACGUGGAGAUCACCUUCCUCUCCACAAAUACAUCAAAAAUACAUCUACAUGUGGAACAACUCCUACAGAGCACCUACUGAAUGCUGGCAGAAGACCUCAGACUUCCCAAAAGGCAAGAAACUCCCCACAUACCUGGGUAGGGCAAAAGAAAAAAGAAAAACAGAGACAAAAGAA